AUGGAACCUGAAUUUAUCAUCAACAAGACUGGUAAUGGCAAUACAUUGUCUGUUCUCACAAUCAGCGGGAACCUUCUGGUAAUCACCUCCAUCGUCUACUUCAGACAGCUCCACACUCCAACAAACUACCUGAUCCUCUCUCUGGCCUUGGCCGACCUGCUUGUCGGGGCUUUAGUUUUGCAGUUCAACUUGGCUAUGUUUGUGCAGUCCUGUUUGUAUUUUGGGGAUUUACUUUACAGAUACUAUGCAGUGUGUCAGCCUCUGUCCUACAGAACUAAGAUGAAUGGAAGGGUUGUUCUGAUCAUGAUACUGGUGAGUUGGACUGCCUCUGGUCUGUCUGGAUUUGGAACCGUAUUUGUAGAACUUAAAAACAUAGUCUGUGAAGGUCGAUGUUUCGUAUUUCAUAUGCCAAAUUCAGAUAUAUUUGGCUCUGUUGUCGUGUUUUACCUCCCAGUUUUCAUAAUGCUGUGUAUCUACCUAAAGAUUUUCAUUGUGGCACAGAGACAGGCGCGCAGCAUCCACAACACGAAAUGUCGUAGCACAAAGUCUGGAGCAGCUGUCAGUAAGAUGGAGAAGAAGGCCACUAAAACCCUGGCCACGGUUAUGGGAGUUUUUCUUUUCUGCUGGACGCCCUUCUUUCUUUAUUUAACCUUCAAUCCUGUGACUAACUAUUCAAUCCCCCUAUAUCUAGUUGAAGCUGUUACCUGGCUUGGAUGGUCCAAUUCCAUGCUCAAUCCAUUUGUCUACGCUUUCUUUUACAGAUGGUUCCGAGCAGCUUUCAGAAUCAUAAUUUCUGGAAAAAUAUUAAGCGGCGAUUUUCGAAACUCAAAACUGUUUUGA
Limanda limanda (common dab) is the source of this 840-nucleotide messenger RNA. RefSeq names its product trace amine-associated receptor 1-like. Gene Ontology annotation, cellular component: membrane. The record is from RefSeq and is a predicted model, not a curated record. The transcript has 3 exons. Gene Ontology annotation, molecular function: G protein-coupled receptor activity. Gene Ontology annotation, biological process: adenylate cyclase-activating adrenergic receptor signaling pathway. Bases 1 to 840 code for a protein of 279 amino acids. Lineage: Eukaryota; Metazoa; Chordata; Actinopteri; Pleuronectiformes; Pleuronectidae.